Molecule: messenger RNA, 4810 nt
Organism: Glycine soja
Lineage: Eukaryota; Viridiplantae; Streptophyta; Magnoliopsida; Fabales; Fabaceae
Product: protein SCAR1-like
Exons: 9
Coding region: 520-4527 (1335 amino acids)
Biological process (GO): actin cytoskeleton organization; positive regulation of Arp2/3 complex-mediated actin nucleation
Cellular component (GO): cytoskeleton
Molecular function (GO): protein kinase A regulatory subunit binding; Arp2/3 complex binding
Source: RefSeq, a predicted model, not a curated record
CCACUGUUUGGUCACACCUCACAGACCCAAACCAGUCAUUUUAUCACACAACACUUUCCGGACACGUAAGGCAUUAAAGAAAAGACAGAGGGUAUUUUUGGUAUUUUCAAUUUCCAGCCAUGUUUACUCAGACAAUGAUUUCCGUUCAAGAAUGGCUUGCAAAGUUGGCAAUGUCCCUCUUCUCCCUUACCUCACCGAUCCGUACACUUAACCUGCUUUCUCACUCUUCGUCGCUUCUCUUUGGCAGUUAAGCUGCUUCAAUACAAACACCCACCUAAUUUCUCUCUCUAAAACUAAAACUAAAACCUCCCCCCCCCCCAAAAAAAAAAUCCAUUUUUUUUGUUGUUGUUGUUGUUGUUGAUGUCUCUCUCUUAAUUCGUUCAUUUAAUGCUUCUCGUCCUGCACGCACGUUCAUUGGUUUCAGCAGAAGAGUUAACAGCUAGAAGAGGGUAAAUAAAAGAGGAAAAAAAAAAAGAAGAGAACUUUGUUUUGGGUUUUCACUGUUUGGGUGAGAAGAAGAUGCCUCUGGUGAGGUUGCAGGUGAGGAAUGAGUUCGGUUUGGGGCAGCCUGAGUUGUACAGAGAGUCAAACAGAGAGGACCCUAAAGCUGUGUUGGAUGGUGUGGCUGUGGCUGGUCUUGUUGGGAUCUUGAGGCAACUUGGUGAUCUUGCUGAUUUUGCAGCAGAGGUUUUUCAUGGUCUGCAAGAGCAAGUAAUGACAACAGCUUCCAGGAGUCAUAGAUUGAUGGUUCAGGUUCAAAACAUUGAAGCUUCACUACCUGCCUUGGAGAAGGCUGUAUUGGCACAAACAAGUCACAUACAUUUAGCUUACACAGCUGGUUGUGAAUGGCAUCCACGCAUGAAAGCUGCUCGAAAUCAUUUCAUUUACAAUGACUUGCCUCACUUUAUUAUGGAUUCAUAUGAAGAAUGCCGUGAUCCUCCACGGGUACACUUGCUUGAUAAAUUUGAUACUGGUGGCCCAGGAUCUUGUUUCAGGAGAUAUUCAGAUCCGACCUUCUUUAAAAGAGUAUCUGCAGAUUCAGAUGAAUCUUACUCUGGGAAAACUGAAAAAGCAAGGAAAUCUCAUAAAAGCAAGAAGAAAAGAUCACGAAGGAAUGGAGACAUUUUAAGGAGUGAACAGAGGCACAGCACUAGUGGAAGAAUGCAAUCUAUUUCUUCUGCUAUCAGUGGGCAAACCUCUUCCUCACAAACAGCCUCCACCAUAGAUAUGGCAAUGAAAUCAGAUCUGGAAAAUUAUUCAAAUUCUUUUGAUUCAAAAUCUGGUGCUGGCUACAUUGAAUGUGUUUUCCAUCCAAGUAAUUCUAUGCAAUCUGAUGAGCCAGAUUAUAAAGAACCAUCCUCUACAAGAUUGAAACAGAAAGCUGAUACUCUGUCAUCAGUAUCUCAUCAUAUUGAUGAUAGUAUUUCACAUGAUUCGUUGGAAAAGCAAGUUGCAUCUAGUUCAUUUGGUGUUACUUGGGAUGAAAAGGAAGAGAUAGUGGAAUCUAAGAGUCAAACAUGUGACAGAAAUAAAACUCCGGAGAGGCUUGUGGAAAAGCAUGACUCAAAUAUGCAUGUGAAAGAGGCUGUUACCAUAACCAACAUUGACUACAAUCAUAUCCUAUUUACUGAAGAAAACAACCUGAAACCAGUCCGCAAUAGGGCUCAAACUGAUGAUAUUGAUAGUGAACCUGAUAAUUAUGUGGAUGCUCUCAACACCAUUGAAUCAGAAUCUGAAAAUGAUAUUGAUUAUAUAACAAAACGAGAGGUGCAGCAGUUAUCUUCACGUGUCACUUGUGGAAUGAUUGAAAAUGGAGUUAGUGAAGCUCCUCCUAAUUUAAUGGACAAUAAUUUAUCUGAUGUCGUUUUCCAGACUGAUUAUACUGUUCUCUUAAAUGAAGAACAAGGGCAUUUAGCUGACUCACUGCAAGAAAAUCAUGUUCUUGAUCUUUUAUCAAAGCCAAAUGCAUCUAAUUUGGGAUAUGUAAGUCCAUCUGAUGAUCUUGAUAGAGAAAAUAUGACCAGAGACACUGCUUCCUUAAACAAAGAACCAUUCAGGGAUUUGCCUGACUCUCUGCAAGAUAUUCCUCCUCUCACAUCAGAGCCACAUGUAUCUAAUUUGGGACCUGUAAGUCCAUCAGAUGUUCUUUAUAGUGAAGAAAUGACCAGAGACACCAUUUGCUUCAAUAAAGAAAUGUUUGGGAAUUUGCCUGACUCAUUGCAAGAAAUUUCUCCUCUCACAUCAGAGCCACAUGCAUCUAAUUUGGGACUUGGGAAUCCAUCAGAUGUUCCUUAUGGUGAAGAAAUGACCAGAGACACUGUUUUCUUCAACAAAGAAACAUUUGGGAAUUUGCCCAACUUGCAAGAAAUUCCUCCUCCCACAGUAGAGCCACAUACAUCAAAUUUGGGACCUGUGAACCCAUCAAAUUCUCCUCACAGUGAAGAAAUGACCACAGAUACCGUUUCCUUAAACAAAGAAAUGUUUGCGAAUUUGCCUAACUCAUUGCAAGAAACUCCUGCUCUAACAUUAGAGCCGCUUGCAUCUAAUUUGGCAUUUGUGAGUCCAUCAGAUAUUUCUGUUAGCAAAGAAAUAGCCAAGAAUAUAGCUGAUUCUCAUCCCUCCAAGACUCCUGCCUGUGAGCAGGUUCCUCGCCCAAGUGAAAAUUCUGUUUUGGAUAACUCAGUAUGCACUGACUCCUACAUUGGUUCUUCUACUGUUAAUGAUACAGUGUCAGCACCAAUUGAGACUGAUAUAUCAUUUUCUGGUUCCAAAAACUCUAAUUUACCAGAUGAGGAAGCAGGUAAGAUCAACAACAAUAUCUGCAAAUCUGAAGAGACUCAUAGAGAGUCUUUGGCUGAUCAUUCAGUUAGGUUCUGGACUAAUGGUGGAUUAUUAGGACUCGAGCCAUCAAAACCUCCUGACUUUAACAAGUCAACUUCUCUAGGUCAAGGGUCUUUGAGCACUAAAAGUGAAACAGAUGGUGGUUCACAUCAUAGUUCAAUGCAAAAGAGCAAUGGUUAUAAAGAGGAAUGGGAAUCAUCAGAAGAGGUUGCUGAGCAGAUUCUAAAGGAACCAAAUUCUAGAUUCUUAACAUCAGGCCAUAAUGAUGACCAAGCUUGUGUCUCUGAAAAGGCCACUGGCAAUUCUCAGCAGAGUAAUGGAUUUGGUCAGACUGAGAGGGACAAUUUAGGGGAAAUCAGGGUAAUUGCACCUGGAAGUAUUCUCCCAUUGACCCCUGACACAAAGGACAGUACUGAACCCAACCAGGGAAAUGGUGAAAACUCAUCGCGUGUGUUUGGACUUAGUCGUAGAUUACUAAUAAAUAGCUUUCAGCGGAAAGUUUCUUUUGAUGAAAAAUUUGAACAUUAUAAUUCUCUGAAAUCUGUUAUAUUGGACCAGAGUGGACAAAAUGGCAUUGUAGGACCAUCACUUCCUGAGACAACAUCCUCCAAAGAGAAAGUUGGUUCUGGAUAUCCUAUAAAGUCACUUCCUCCUUCACCUCCACUUGAACAUAUGAAAAUAUCCUUCCAUCCUGUCAGUGGACUAGAGACCUCCAAAUUAAAACUGAGAUUUCCGGAUGGCAGUAAUCAUCAUGAAAGCGUAAAUGAUAUGUUUCCUUCUUUCCAGUUGGUUCCUGAAGCUUCUCUUCCUCUGGAUGGUUCAGUUUCUCACUCUGAUGAUGAUGACACUUUCUGUAGAUCAUCUCCAUACAUAUCAGAUGAUGGUCGAAGCCCUCGCUCUGACUAUAAUUCUGAUCAGUGGGAAUCUGAUGAGACUCCGGAAAGCAGUGACCAAGGGGUGCAUGAUUCUCCUUGCAGAAGGUCAUCAACUGAAUCUGUGUCCAAUGAUGAUACCAAUGCAAAAAGUGGACAUGGUACAUGUACUAUGAAUGGUGUGGAACAUUCUCUGUCCAGGCCUUUACUUGAUUUUCCAAGUUACGAUAAUGUUAAUCCUGCACUUGAGAAAGAAAGUAAAAAACAUUCCAAAUGCAAUAAUGCUGUUAUGUCACAUAGUCAUGCAGAGCCUGCACAACCACCACCUCCUCCUCCUCUUCCUCCAACGCAAUGGCGAGUCUCAAAACCACAGUUGGAUAUGACAAGUGGGACACAGUAUUGUAUGUCUGAAGAUGCUGAACAUAUUGGUGAUCACAGUCUUCCAGAUUCUACUAUCCUCCAGCAGCCUAGGGUCACCCAGGUUGAGCAAAUACAAAUUAAUCACGAUGAUCAUGAAUCUUAUGACAACAUUAUAUAUAAAUUGAAGGACAAGCUGGAUCAGCAGAAGUUGAAGGGUCAGAAGGAAGCAAACCAGUUGAGAAUGGGAAAGGAGAUAGAUGAAAGAGAAGAUUUCCUAUAUCAAAUCAGAACAAAAGCAUUCAACCUAAGGCCCACAGUAUCAGGAAAGUCAAAUGAUACCACUGGUUCCACAGCAAACGUCAAAGUUACAGCAAUUUUGGAGAAGGCAAAUGCAAUCCGUCAGGUUGUUGCGAGUGAUGAUGGUGAAGAUGAUGAUAACUGGAGUGAUACAUGACAUGUUUUUUUUAAUAAAGAAAAAAAAUAUUUCAUACACGAGUAGUCCUUUAUGUUUUUUAGCCUCUUGAAGUGAAGUUGCUUGAGGCUUUGUUGUAUGUACACAUGUGUGAAUAAAUCUUGUUUAUCUGUUAUUAAGUGUAGUGCAGUUUCAUUUCAUUAUCGUAUGAUGAUGAAUUUAUAUCUUCGUUAGUUGAAUCAGGCUGACCCUAUGUAUUGUGAGAUCACAAAUCCAGGCGAUUGUUUAUAAAAAGUUCCUGAAAAAAAAAUCAUAAUUCAGAGUA